GCCUGUCGGGAAGUUAGCAACUCGGGAAAUGGGACCACGGCCUCUCUUUCCCUUUCUUCUCCACCUGCCUUGUUUUGCGAGUGCUCCCUUUCCACUCUGUAUUCUCAUCAAAAACUUUGAUCCUACCUAUUGAUACCAGCGCAGGCGGUGUCCUCGGAUUCGAAGCCUUCUUGUGACAUACUCUGUGCAGCAUUCCAGACAGCCUGCUGGCGAGACUUCGAAUUAGUUCAUAGAUAUCUAUGUUGCACGGCUUCUAUCCCAGUCGACAUGCCUUUUCCUGCCUCUUCGUCUUGGUGAUCCUCACUUCACUGUGCGGAAGCAGCAAGGCCGCUCCUAGGUAUCCCCUUACCGGUCGGCAAACGAAUGAUACUCAGAAUAGAGAUGGAACAAACUUAUCCCCUCAAGUUUGGAUUCCCAUCACUGUCGUAGCCAUCAUUGUCGUAGCCGGUGCAAUUCUCACAUGUUCACGCCGAGGAUGGCGAAUACGUUUGUCGAACUGGACAGCUGGUGCAGCUCUUGCAACGGGAACCGUCAUUCGAGGGAGUGCCCGGGAUGGGCCUCGGGAGUUUACAGCAGAGCAAUUAGCGGGAACGACCGGGGAGACGACCACUACUGGCCCGGGGGCAAAUGGCGCUAACACUACUCGUAGCCCUAGACGAUCUCGGAGAAACCGAAGGACACCUAGUAUGGUUUCAACUAGAUCGUUACCGGUUUACAUGAAAGAACCGGGAGACCAGGAACUAGUUAUCUUUCGAGGUCCGGAGGAUAUGGAAGAUGCUUCAAUGACCGUAAUUACAGUGCCAAUGCCUCUCAGCAACGACACCAGCCUUGCUUUGGAUAGCUCUGACAGUACCCUUAGAGAGGACAUCUCCACACAUUCUCCUGAUUAUGAUCCUCUCCCUCACAGCCCGCAUGAUCAACCUCUCCUACAUCCAGACCGUUCACCAAUUCGGAGACAUCCUUCCCAAAAUAGCGGGUCACGUGGAGUCACUGCUCGACCAAGUUAUGAGACGUUGCUCAGCAGUGAAGAUGGUGAUUCUGCCGCAUUGGUGCAUGCCCAUCCUGGCCCUCCCGCACUUCAAGAUGUCCGAGGAGAGGCGCCACCUUACUUUGAAGUUGUUGCAAUGGAUGAUCUUGACAGAACAAUGAGUUUGACAACCGAUCAGGAUCACCAAGAUGUCUCUCCCACAGCAGAUUCACCAGAUCUGUCACGCCCAGAACCCUCUCCUCCACCCCAGCAAAAUGCCGGUGCUCGUAUCCGUUCAUCUAUCCUCGGUCUUUUCAAUUCACGCAGUCAUACUGCCGCCGUACCUCCCCUUCCACCACCUUCAUCUUCUCAGCUUUCUCCAACGCAAAUACCAGGCCGGACAAGCCAUGCACGUUCAGAGUCAGGGCCGUCUGUCAUGUCUGUAGCUACCACCUCAGAAGGUUCUCGUCUGACACACGUUCGUUCUCGCUCACGACCGACAACGCCGGGUCAUCGACCAUCACACUCAGGCACGGCCUCCAUGUUCAGCGUAACUUCGUCUGCGUUCCGUCCCCUCUCCAGGGCACGUUCUCGCUCUCAACAUCAUCUCAAUGGGCAGGGUGACCUGAAUGCGUUGAACUCGCCGUCGACGUUGUCUGUAAAUUCAAUAUCUGCACCGUUGACACAUACCUUGGUGAAGACGGCGAUGACGUAUCCGAAGGCAGGUCCAACGCCGGAACAGCUGAAGUUGAUUAGUUCAAGAGACAGCUUCGCUAGAUUUGGUGUCCCUUACGGACCUGAUGCUAUCGCAUACGCGGCCAGUCAUUCGAGGGUUGAUCUAUCCCUAGGCCCACCUCCAGAAUUCGAAGAGGUUGCCCGCUCAAACCACGCAGGUCCUUCUGGUUUGAGGAAUGAAGAUUCUCCCAGUCCUGAAUCUGAUGAGGAGGAUAUGCCGGUGACAGAGCGCCUGGCCGAACAACCAAGUGUUACUGUAUCACCUUCUGACCCGGCUUCUCAAGCUGCCGUAGUAGACGGUUCUUCUCCUUCACAAGUGGACGAGCAGUCUGCACCGACACAAUUAUCGGAGGGACUGCCAGUAGCACCUUCACCAACUCCGUCAGUCCAACAUCCACUCCAGACCGGGGCGUCACCGCCUUCUGCAUUCAAAGACCCAACUUCUUCUUCAACACUUGCUAGAGCCGAAUCUCGUGCCAGUUCUUAUUUAUCAUUCGCUACGGCUGAAGAAUCUCUUCACUCCUCUGGCGACUUUGUACAUUCUUCCCCCACAUCUAACUCUGCGACACCUGCGAUACCUCAUCUCACUGUACCCGGUACUACACCGACGAUUGUCAUUCCCCACGAUGAAGAUGACGGCGCAGUUGGAGUGAGGGUGGAGUCGGACAUAACAUCAAGUACGACUGCACCUCUCACCCCUCGCAUGAAUUCACGACAUAUUCAUGAAGACACGGACAUGACUAUUACUCCUUCACCAGAAUCUCCUGUUACCGGUUACGCUAUAUGACAUUGAUAUGAUGCUUCACCUAGCCUGUUUCCUCUGUACUCCUUCCCUACAACCCUCACCUCCAUCUUUUUUUCCGACUGACCUGCGGUCAUCAUGCACCAUUACCUACAUCUCGCACUUCUCAUACCUUUUAUCUCUCGCAUUGAUCUCGUACUAAAUCUCUUUGCAUUGCUGCAUUUCUUUGUUUCGUUAAAGUACACUCUCAUUAUGUACUAAUUGUGACAUUCCAAGUUCCCGGAUAUGGAGAUCCUGGUUUUUGCUUUCCAUUCCGUUUGCACGUUUUGGUUCUUUCUCAAUCUACUAUUCUUCAGUCCUUUGUCUACUGGGUCGGACUACAGUUUUGAAUAUAUUCAAAAUCGCAAUGCUUUUAUUAUAAACCAAUUUGUGAUCGUGUUUCGAGC
Molecule: messenger RNA, 2890 nt
Organism: Somion occarium
Lineage: Eukaryota; Fungi; Basidiomycota; Agaricomycetes; Polyporales; Cerrenaceae
Source: the annotation of a GenBank genome assembly